This is a messenger RNA of Marasmius oreades (fairy-ring Marasmius), 267 nucleotides long. RefSeq lists its product as uncharacterized. The record is from RefSeq and is a predicted model, not a curated record. The coding region runs from base 1 to 267 and encodes 88 amino acids. NCBI's taxonomy places the organism in Eukaryota, Fungi, Basidiomycota, Agaricomycetes, Agaricales, Marasmiaceae. The transcript is spliced from 2 exons.
AUGGACACCGCCUCAAGGGGAGCGGCAAAAUAUGGCAGCGCCGCAACCUAUGCAGCAUAUUGGGCUCAAUACGGUUACGAUGUCAACUCUUCCCAGUUCAAGGAAUGGGCUGUGACUCAACCAUAUCAAUACAGUCAAUAUUACGCCCAAGCUGGGUAUAACGGUGUUGCUCCGGAGGGGAUGCACAACCUCAACCGCCGCAACAAGCUCCGCCUCCUCCACCGCCGCCGCCUAGUUAGAGAGUUAACUGUAAAGCUUGUUAGGUAG